Molecule: messenger RNA, 1920 nt
Organism: Plasmodium berghei ANKA
Lineage: Eukaryota; Apicomplexa; Aconoidasida; Haemosporida; Plasmodiidae
Product: cytosolic iron-sulfur protein assembly protein 1, putative
Exons: 1
Coding region: 1-1920 (639 amino acids)
Biological process (GO): iron-sulfur cluster assembly
Cellular component (GO): cytosolic [4Fe-4S] assembly targeting complex
Molecular function (GO): protein binding
Source: RefSeq, a predicted model, not a curated record
AUGACAAUAGAAUUAAUAGCAAAUUUAGAAAAUCAUAAAAGACGAAUAUGGAGUAUUUGUUGGAGUCCAGAUGGCAAUUUUCUAGCAUCAGUUGGCGCAGAUAAAUAUAUAACAAUAUGGUAUAAAAAAAAUAUCGAUAAAAAUAAAAAGGAAAAUAGUAAUAUGAAAAAAUCUGAAAAAAACUAUAACGAAAAAUAUGGAAUCAAAUUUGGUAUAUAUGAUAUUAUCGAAACAAAUCAUGAAAAAUCUUUGAGACAUAUCGAAUUUUCAAAAGAUGGAAAUUUUUUUAUUGUGGCUUCUUUUGAUUCAAAAUGCUCAAUUUAUGUUAAACACAAAAAUAAUAAAUGGAAAUUUUAUAAAACUUUAGAAGGACAUGAAAAGGAAGUCAAAUGCGCUUCUAUUCACCCAGCUAAUAAAUAUAUAGUUACUUGUGGUCGAGAUAAAAGUAUUUGGAUACAUGCAAAAAGUAAGGGGCUUGAAUCAGACAAUAAUAAUAAUAACAAUAAUAAUAAUAACAAUAAUAACAAUAAUAAUGAUAAUAAUAAUAAUGAUAAUAAUAAUAAUGAUAAUAAUAAUAAUAAAACCCUAAACGAUUCUGAUCAAAACCAUCAUAAACAAACAAAACAAAUUAAUAUCAACAAUACAGAAAUACUAAAUCAAAAUGAAUUCUCAGAAGAAAGCCAAAAUAAAUUAAAUAAUAUCGAAAAAACACAAAAUAAUAAUGAAACAUUUGAUUUUAAUUUUGAUGCUUAUUUAACGGCACAUACUGAAGAUAUAAAAUUUGUAACAUGGUGCCCAUUAAGUGAUAGUAAUUUUAUAUCACUUUCAUAUGAUAAUUCAUUAAAAAUAUGGAACAAAAAAAAUGAUGAAUGGUAUUGUAUACAAACAAUAAAUGAACAUAAAUCAGUUAUUUGGUGUGCUGCAUUUAAUUUUGAUGGGUCACAAUUUGCUACUUGUUCUGAUGACAAAUCUAUAAGAAUAUGGGAAAGUGAUAAAAAGAAUUCUUAUAAUCAAUUAAAAUAUCCUUUUCUUUAUCGUCAAUUAAUAAAAGAUGAAAAUAAUAAUUCAUUUUGUUUUGAUAUAAAUGAUGAAUCUGCAACAUAUUCAAAUAAUAAAGGAAAUAAUACACAAAAUAAAACGGAAUAUCAAUACAAUUCAAACAAUGAAAAAUCGACUAAUCUCAAUUGUGGAUAUAGUGAUAAAAAUGCAAAAGAAUUGUUAACCAUGUAUACAAAAAAUAACUUUAUUCCAUUAUAUUUCCAAUACGGAAUGUUUAAAACUGUUUAUUCUUAUCAAAAUGAUAAGAGGGAAACAGAAUAUCAAAAUAAACCUGAAUGGGAAACUGAAAAUAACCAUAAUAUUAUAUCACAAAAAAAGUGCUCUAUUGGAAAUAACUCACAAAACUAUUUAAAUAAAACAAAUGAAGAAAAUCAAAAUAUUCCCAACGAAAUGGAAAUAACUAACGAAAAAAAUUCAAAAAAUUCAAAUUCAAACAAAAUCAAUACAGCAACCUAUUAUGAACACAAUGAAACACAAAAAAAUGAAUUUGCAUAUGAAGAAACAAAUUAUUCAUCCAUUACUAAUAUUCAAAAUAUAAAUAAAAAGGAAAAAUGUUUACAAAAUAUCAUUUUUGAUGAUUGGAAAAUAAAACAUAUUAUAGAAGGUUACCAUAAAAGAAGUAUUAGUUAUUUAGAUUGGAAUAAUUUUGAAGAUUUAAUAGCAACAUCUUCUUUUGAUAAUUCUUUAAAAAUUUUUUCAAAAAAUGAACAAACAUGGAGCUUAAUAGAAAAUGUUGAAGAUGCUCACAUAAGUGAUGUUAAUUGCGUGGUUUGGUGCCCACAAAAAUAUCAAAAUUACUAUAUUUUAGCUACAACGGGGGAUGACUGUGUAGUUAAUAUAUGGAUGUAUAAAAAAGAAUAA